Molecule: messenger RNA, 804 nt
Organism: Gorilla gorilla gorilla (western lowland gorilla)
Lineage: Eukaryota; Metazoa; Chordata; Mammalia; Primates; Hominidae
Product: protein lin-28 homolog A-like
Biological process (GO): pre-miRNA processing
Cellular component (GO): nucleus; cytoplasm
Molecular function (GO): zinc ion binding; mRNA binding
Source: RefSeq, a predicted model, not a curated record
AUGGCUAUAAACAACCGCUUUGAACCUUCUGGACAAGAAUGGACAAGUACAAGAAGGAGAGUGAAAUAUAUACUUAACAAUCAGGAUUCUAGUAAAUUCAGAUGUUGGUCUUCGGAGUUCUCCGGGGCCAGCAGCUGCCUGACCAGGGGCCCGGGGCCACGGGCUCAGCCGACGACCAUAGGCUCCGUGUCCACCCAGCAGUUUGCAGGUGGCUGCGCCAAGGCGGUAGAAGAGGCGCCCGAAGAGGUGCCGGAGGAUGAGGCCCGGGCGGCGGACGAGGCUCAGUUGCUGCACGGUGAGGGCAUCUGUAAGUGGUUCAACUUGCGCAUGGGGUUCGGCUUACUGUCCGUGACCGCCCGCGCCGUGGUCGUGCUCGACCCGCCAGUGGACGUCUUUGUGCACCAGAGUAAGCUGCCCAUGGAAGGCUUCCGGAGCUUGAAGGAGGGUGAGGCAGUGGAGUUCACCUUUAAGAAGUCAGCCAAGGGUCUGGAAUCCAUCCGCGUCACCGGACCUAGUGGGGCGUUCCGUAUUGGGAGUGAGAGGUAGCCAAAGGGGAAGAACAUGCAAAAGCGCAGAUCAAAAGACAGGUGCUACAACUGUGGAGGUCUAGACCAUCAUGCCAAGGAAUGCAAGAUGCCACCCCAGGCCAAGAAGUGCCACUUCUGCCAGAGCAUCAGUCAUAUGGUAGCUUCAUGUCCACUGAAGGCCCAGCAGGGCCCUAGCGCACAGGGAAAGCCAACCUACUUUCCGGAGGAAGAAGAAGAAAUCCACAGUCCUGCCCUGCUUCCGGAGGCGCAGAAUUGA